This is a messenger RNA of Penicillium concentricum, 1767 nucleotides long. RefSeq lists its product as uncharacterized. Gene Ontology annotation, cellular component: cytosol. Gene Ontology annotation, biological process: glycerol catabolic process. Lineage: Eukaryota; Fungi; Ascomycota; Eurotiomycetes; Eurotiales; Aspergillaceae. Gene Ontology annotation, molecular function: ATP binding; glycerone kinase activity. The transcript is spliced from 4 exons. The record is from RefSeq and is a predicted model, not a curated record. Bases 1 to 1767 code for a protein of 588 amino acids.
AUGCAGACCAAACAUUUCUUUACCGACCCAAACCACCUGGUUCUCACAGCGCUUAACUCGCUUACACUCACAAAUCCAUCUCUGGCCCUGGAUCGACAGAACAAGAUCAUCUUCCGCCGUCCAGAUGCACCCCGCAGAGCAAACAAAGUCUCCAUCGUGACGGGCGGUGGCUCCGGCCAUGAACCCGCAUUUGCAGGUUUCGUCGGCCACGGACUCUGCGAUGCUUCGGUCGCCGGUACGAUCUUCGCCUCGCCGUCUGCCGAGCAGAUCCGCAGGGCGGUGAUCGAUCGCGUCCCCACUGAUAACGGCGUGCUGAUCAUUCCCAUGAACUAUACCGGCGAUGUGCUGAACUUCGGUAUGGCCACGGAGAAAUCCCGUGUUGCGGGUAUCAAGACGGAGUUCUUCGCUAUCAAUGAUGAUGUUGGUGUUGGCCGCGAGAAGGGUGGGAAAGUCGGUCGUCGCGGUAUUGGUGGUGGCGUAUUGAUUCUGAAGAUGGUUGGUGCUUUGGCUGAAGCUGGUGGCUCCCUGGAAGACGUCUACGCUCUAGCCCAGCUAGCAAACGCAAACCUAGUCUCCCUAGGCUCAUCUCUGGAACACGUCCACGUGCCCGGCCGCGGUGUCCCCGAAGACACGAUCCCGCACGGCGAGGUAGAAGUCGGCAUGGGAAUCCACAACGAGCCUGGCUCGCACCGCGUGAAAUUCGACCUCGUCGAGUUGGUCCAGAGUAUGCUGCUCCAGCUACUCGACCACAACGAUCCGGACCGCUGCUACGUCACCCGCAAGCCGGAGGACGAGUUCGUGCUUCUAAUCAACAAUCUCGGCGGUGUCAGUCCGCUCGAGCUCGCCGGUAUCACAGACGAAAUCUACCGCCAGCUCCAGCGCGACUACCAGGUCAACAUGGUCCGCGUGAUUCAAGGCACUUUCCUGACCAGUCUGAACGGUCUCGGCUUCAGCAUCUCGCUGAUGAAGCUGGUCGACCCAGGUCUGGGCGUGAAAACUACUAUGCUUGAGCUCCUCGACGCCCCCGCUGAGGCAGUCGGCUGGUCUGCUCCGAUUAAUACGUCUACCUGGGAAAAGAACCGCAAUGCGGACCCCGUCGAGCUGAAGACAACUAAUCUAGCCGAAGACGUCCACAGCAACCUCCAGCUCGAUCCAACCCUAAUCCAAAAAGUCCUCGGCGCCGGCCUACAGCGCGUAAUCAACGCCGAAGCUGAAGUAACCCGCUUCGACACAAUCGUCGGCGACGGUGACUGCGGCAUCGGUCUAAAACGCGGCGCCGAAGCAAUCCAAUCCCUCCUCACCACCCCACUAACAAACGACGUCGUCAACACCGUCGCACGAAUCGUGACAGUCGUCGAAAACGUAAUGGACGGGACCUCCGGCGCGAUCUACGCGAUCUUCCUAAACGCACUAGCACACGGCUUACUAGCACAAGACACAUCCUCGCCAACGGAAAUCACAACACAGACGUGGGCUACGGCAUUGAAGUCUUCGUUCGAGGCUCUGGGGAAAUACACGCCUGCCAAGGUUGGUGAUCGGACGCUUAUUGAUGCGCUUGCGCCGUUUGUGGAUACGUUGCUUGAGACUGGGGAUUUGGGGGCUGCUGCUGCGGCGGCACAGGAGGGGACUGAGUCUACGAAGGCUAUGAAGGCGAGUCUUGGGAGGAGUGUUUAUGUUGGUGGGGAGCAGGAGUGGAUUGGGAAGAUUCCUGAUCCUGGGGCUUUUGGGUUGUCUGAGUUUUUGACGGGGCUUGCUGAGGGUGUCUAG